CAACACCGUUGUCGCUUCUGCACGGCGGGCAUUUGGCAGAAGGGAUGCUGCCGCACCCAUUCCGAUAAGAUGUGCCAAGAGUUUGAUUGCAGCGAUUUGGCUGUGGCACAAACAGCUUGAUUGCAACGAUUUGGCUGUGGCACAAAGCAACUUCUGUCACCAACACCGUUGUCGCUUCUGCACGGCGGGCAUUUGGCAAAAGGGAUGCUGCCGCACCCAUUCCGAUAAGAUGUGCCAAGAGUUUGAUUGCAACGACUUGGCUGUGGCACAAAGCAGCUUCUGCAAUCAACACCGUUGUCGCUUCUGCACGGCGGGCAUUUGGCAGAAGGGAUGCUGCCGCACCCAUUCCGAUAAGAUGUGCCAACAGUUUGAUUGCAACGAUUUGGCUGUGGCACAAGGCAACUUCUGCAACCAACACCGUUGUCGCUUCUGCACGGCGGGCAUUUGGCAGAAGGGAUGCUGCCGCACCCAUUCCGAUAAGAUGUGCCAAGAGUUUGAUUGCAACGACUUGGCUGUGGCACAAAGCAGCUUUUGCAACCAACACCGUUGUCGCUUCUGCACGGCGGGCAUUUGGCAGAAGGGAUGCUGCCGCACCCAUUCCGAUAAGAUGUGCCAAGAGUUUGAUUGCAACGAUCUAGCUGAGGGGGGCAUCUUCUGUCGGACGCACAAUAGUUGCUCUGGCUACAAUCCUGAUGGCCGCUUUCUUACGAUGUAUCAUGGCACGUCACGCACUGCAGCCGCACAAAUUGAGCUGCAUGGUUUUUGUCCAUCAUCCGAUGGGAUGUUGGGUGCAGGGGUGUACUUGUCAAGAAAUCUCAACAAAGCGAGAAACUAUGGGCCUGUCAUCUUGGAGUGCAAGGUGCUGGUUGGAAAGGUGGCGCGCAUUGACCGGCAAGGUCACCCUCUCCAGAAGACCUGGCACGAUGCUGGAUUUGACACAGCUUGGGUGCCGCCAGGAUGUGGCAUGGUAGCAUCUGGCUUAGAAGAGGAUUGUGUGUAUGAACCCGCAAGAAUUCAGGUUCUCGGCCGUGUCAUGGCCUGAUGGUUUGAUGGUUGACAACCGAGCGGACACGACAAACUUGGGAUUUUGAGAGUUUGCCGCUUCGUCCCUUCAUGAUCCGCACCGAUUUCAUGCAAAAGGACAUGUCGAGGCCAAUGUGCUGACCAGGUGAUGCUAGGGGUU
Effrenium voratum is the source of this 1183-nucleotide messenger RNA. NCBI's taxonomy places the organism in Eukaryota, Dinophyceae, Suessiales, Symbiodiniaceae. The record is from the annotation of a GenBank genome assembly.